This is a messenger RNA of Folsomia candida, 2108 nucleotides long. RefSeq lists its product as uncharacterized. Bases 48 to 743 code for a protein of 231 amino acids. The record is from RefSeq and is a predicted model, not a curated record. The transcript is spliced from 2 exons. Lineage: Eukaryota; Metazoa; Arthropoda; Collembola; Entomobryomorpha; Isotomidae.
UGUAGUAGAAAGUACAUUUAUCUGUAGUUUUCUAAACAAACUUUACAAUGACCGAGUUUGAAACCACAAUUCUCAAUAUUUCUGAUACGGAGUCAUCAGACGAAGACAAUUUACCACCAAGAAAGAAGGCCAAAUUCAAAAGAAACUUCUUAGACUACUUUAAGGGUGCAAUUUAUGAAAACUUAACAAUUGCGGAGGAAAUUCUGAAGGCCGAAGGAGAGUUUCGUUUCAAAUCUGCCAAUCAAACCGAAUGUGGCAUGAAGCAUUUUUAUAAGUGCAAAGUAUCCAGCAAGUGUUCUGCUAAGCUAUAUCUGCUUCUCGCUGAAGACGGACAAGACGUAAUUCGUUAUCAGACCAACACUGCUCAUGACCACCUACAGAAAAAUAAAACAAGCGGAGUUCAAGGCCCAACGCGACAAUUAAUGGUCAAAUUGCUUAAAAAUGGCAUCUCGGGUCCCUCUCAAAUCCAAGCAAGUAUUCGUGAUUCCGGUCUUCCAAUACCAAAUCGAAAGCAAAUUUCAAAUGCCAAAGCCUACCUAAAAUCAAUUGAGGCCCCACGAAUUGUAUCAUUAGGGGACCUUGAAAAACAACUAUCUGCACUCCUAACAGAACCUACUAGCCAAGAUCAAACAAUUUUGGUAGGAAAGAUCAUUGACUUUGAAAAGAAAACAUUCCACUUCAUGCUAUCUACGCCAAGAUUGAUGCAAGUUCAUGUGGCACUAAAUAUGAGCCAAAAGUAUUAAUUGCUGAUUCAGCAGAAGCAAUCACAAACGGCUUCGAAUCAGUUUUUGGGAGCAACUUCGUUCGAGUGUAUUGUUGGUACCACGUGAGUGCAAAGAUCAAGGAUCGAUUAAAACAAAUAGAAUGUCCGGAAACCAGGCGUGAAUUAAAGUCUGACAUAGAUUUACUUCAGUUAGCAGAAGAUAAACUUGAUUUCGAUGCGGCUGUACAUUUGUUUAGGCAGAAAUGGUCCGGAGUUGAUGCCGUCAAAAACUUCGUUGGCUACUUUAUUGGAGAAUAUAUUGACCAAAGGUGCGGCUGGUAUGAAGGAACUGCCCCAGGGUUCCCUUCCACUAAUAAUGGACUCGAGUCAAUAAAUGGACUCAUCAAACGUCAGGGAACACUUCGGAAGAGGCUACCUCUUGGAGAAUUCGUCAACUGUAUCUCCAAGCUUCUAUCUGGUUGGUCCAGUGAGAGAGACCCUCAGUUACCGGAUUACAAACGAUUUAGACUCGAACCAGUUAUAACAAUUGCGGCCAUGACCGAUGCCUACAAUUGGCUUAAAGAUACCUCUCGUCCAUCAACGAGACAAAAAAAGAUUAACGAUACCAUAAUCAAGUUUUUCGUACCAGCCAAAGGAACAAGGUCACUAGAUGAAAAGGACAUAGCCAACUACAUUCAGCUUACAGAGAAAAAGUCGUGGAGAAAGUUCGAAACAUACCGGAAGACGAAAGAAAAGCUUUGGGUGAUAGAGUAUGAUAUUAUAAAUUGGAUGCAAUCCCGUUGCAAUUGUCCCAUGUUUAAAAAACAGCAUAUUUGUAAACACUUAAUUGGGCUCGCUGCCAACCGCAAAGAUUUUAAUAUUUCUGACGCCUGCAAAAAUGUUCCAAUUGGUAUAAAACGACGCCCAGGUCGCCCCAAACAAUGUAAACAAGCUCUUAUCGUUGAAUAAUUAUAUAUUUUUUAAUUACAUGUGUGAUCUGGGUUCAAAGAUCAUGUAAAUAAACAAAUUUUAAUAUCGGGAAAUUAAGGCACUUUUUUCAGUCGAUUUCUAUUUUUUUUCAACGUUUAAGGCAAACAUUCAGUCAAUCGUAAGGCAUAUUUAAUAAGGCCUGGUUUCAGUCAAAUAAGGCAGCCAUUAAAUACCACCCUUAACCAUUAUACUUUUGUGGUAAAUGAUAACCGCACGAUUUGGUUGUUCUAUGUAUCAUACUUGAAUUUGAAACAUGUUUUAUUAUUAUUUUUAACCAUCCUCAACCUCGUUGACACAAAAGCAUGACUCAUUUACUUAUGGAAUGUUGUUAAGUUUGAGAUAUUAGUGUUUGAGAUUUCGCAUCUGCUGCUGGGAGGAAGAAAGUGAAUCUUUUUCGGUUCAUGUGUACAUAUGC